Acaromyces ingoldii is the source of this 2710-nucleotide messenger RNA. RefSeq lists its product as hypothetical. The record is from RefSeq and is a predicted model, not a curated record. The transcript is spliced from 2 exons. Bases 331 to 2508 code for a protein of 725 amino acids. Lineage: Eukaryota; Fungi; Basidiomycota; Exobasidiomycetes; Exobasidiales; Cryptobasidiaceae.
UUUCUCCAAAAGCUCCUUCUCUUUGUCCAUCAGGGCCCAGGUAACGUCACCUAAAGACGACGCCUGUAUCUCGUCCGUCGUUCAACGCGGACGACAACGUGUACAUCACGUGACCUCUAAGGAGGCUGGAAAUAGAGCUCGCCUCUGCUGUGGUCAUUGAGCCCGGACCCUCGCCCAAUUUGGCAGAACCGAGCAGGCUAAGAGUAGGACGGCGACCACAAAGCGACGACGGUCUAUCCGCGACAACAGGCAGAGAUCAAGGGAGAUAAGAGAGAGAAGGAGAGAAGGGACAAAGAGAAAGAGAGAGAGAGAUACGACAAACGCAUAUCGAUGGCGGAGCGAGACGUGGACCGUACGCCUUCCAAGGCGAGGGCAGCAAAUGCGAGUGCUGGAGAAACAGAGGCAGAGACUGCUCCAUCUGGGCCUGGUGGCCUGACCGAGGCCAAUGUCGAUGCGCAUGGUCAGGAAGUUGCGUUCCAUUCUGCAUACACUGCACCUCUUUACCCCCGUCCACAGGCAGAGAGGGACGACAUGGCGGGUCUCGGCCAGCUGGGGACCUCGCACGACAAUCGCAAGCGCGGCGAUCUCACCGCACACAAUCUCGAGCUGAUCCCCGACGCCGAUCAGGUCGCCCCGGGCAUUCGACUCGGCCGUGAAGGCAAUGAGGGAUACGGUCGAGGGGGACAAAGGAGUAGCCAAAACCAUGAAGCAUUCAAUGACAUUGAUGGACAUGGAGCCGCAUCUCUCGCUCACGACCAUCUCCAUCACAUGCACGACCACGAGGAUGAGGAUGACGAGCAUGGAGAUGCAAUGGGCAGUGACGACGUCAAUGAUGAUGACGACGACGACGACGACGAUGAUGAGGAAGAGCGUGGAAACCAGGGGCAUCCCUCGCGCAGGGGCAUGGCGAGUGGAGGCGUAGGAAGCACAAAGACGCCGAGUUCGGUGGGAGCCCAAGGCAGCAGCUCUGCUGGCCAUGGCGCUGGCCUGGAUGUCGAUGACGACGACGAUGACGACGUGGAUCAUGUUGUCAGUGUCGUCCACGAACGCGUGGGAGGGAGCGGCGCGACGUCGGAAAAUGCAAGCAAGGGAGCCAGUGUGGGCCACUUUGGGCCCCGAGGCGAGGCCAUUCCUGGCGUACCUCCCCACCUUGACCCAAGACAGCCGAAUUUCCGACCGCCCAGCCCCGGCGCCGCUUCCGUCCUCUCCGUUGCUGUCCAUCCUCCAGCAUCACCAAAGGCAUUGGGUCCCAGUGGUCUUGGUGCCAGCGCAUCGGCCGUCCCACCGGGUGGAGACACGAUCGUGGAUUCGGGCGAGGAGACAGAGUCGCUGGGAAACGGCGCCCUGACUCCCACCCUAUCCGAUGAUGGCGCCGACAUGGGCUCCGACAACUUUCACGAUGCCGACGAUGCAGACCCCCGUGAUCGUCGUGGCAGCCCUACACCCGGACCCGAGCUGCAGAGCAGCCCCAGCGCACAGGCUCUUGGCCCAUUCACGUCGCUCCAUCUCGAGUCGCCGCGCGAUGGCGGCCGCAUCAACAAUGUCGCCUCGUCGAUCCGAGGCCGCGACCGGGAUCUGUUUGGACCGGGUGGCUCUUCGUCGAGCCUCUCGUAUCCAAGCAGCUCCUCUUUUCUCCACCGCACAAGCAUCUCGGGCAGCAUUGGCGACACGCCGAGCGUGGCAGCCACUGCUGGCUCGUCUCGUGCGCCCAGCACGAGGGGUUUGUCGCCUUCUGCGCCCAUGUCGCGCGGCCUCAACGGCGACGCCGAGUUCAACGAGAACGACGGCAGCUCCCUGAGCCAGGACGAUCUCGAUCGCUCCAACAGCAUGGGCGCAGAGACGCCGAGCCUGAGCAGGAAGAGCUCGUUUGGAAGCGCGCCCAGCAGCUCCAGCGCGAUAGCCAACCGUGAUGACGGGUUACUCCCUCUGGCUGCCGACGCCAAUUCCUCGGCCGUCGAUGCUGCCCUCGUCAGGACCCGCGGUGGGACCCUAACCGCUGGUCCUGGCUCGGGCCUUGGCCUCGCUGGUGUCGGCAGUGGCGGCGGCGGUGGCGGCACGGGGCUGCAUCCGUCUGGUGAAGAAGACUCGCCCCAGGAUGGAGAGGGUGGCGCUCCCUCGCUCGCGCCGUCCGAGGCAGGGAGCGACUCGACGCGCUCCAUGACCGUCGACUCAUCAGUUGGCCACGGUCAGCCGCACGGCUACAUUGAUCGCGUUGGAGGAGGAGGACCACACCCUUCGUCGCUUGCGCAGCAGCGCCUCGCCUCCUCUUCCUACUCUCUCCUCUCGCCCUCCAUGCCGCCGCCAUCGUCGUCGACUGCGACGCUUCCCAGCUUGCUGGCCCUCAAGGAGGCUGCGAGGAAACAGCAGGGAAGCAGCCGCGCAGCAAGCACGGCAGCCACAAACGGCACCACCAGCCCGGCCAGCAGCCUGAGCAUCGACGGCAGCCUCGCGGGCGAUGAAGAGUACUUUGACAGCAGCGCCCGCGACGAGGUCUCGACCGAGGCCUGAUUAGCAUUCAGCGUGCUCUCUCGUUACCGUCCGCAAAAUCUCUCUUUCUCUCAUUCUGGAUGUCUUUUCCCCCACUUUUCUCCUUAGCUCUUGGCUUUGUAGCGUUAACAUGUCUCCUUCUCCCAGCCUCUUUUCCACCUGUGAUGUCUAGCGACUCUGUCCCGUGGCAAACAACAGCUUCUGAACCUGGCAGUGGGGGUCA